UAUGUUGGCAGUCAAUAACACAACAAAAUUAACAAAUGAUCAACGUAGUAAACAAACGAAAAUCUCGUUGGAAAAUCAUAUAAAUCUUGAAGAUAAACAGUUUGAAAGUGAAGACGAAACACUACAAAAGAAACUUAUGUCUUUUGACGAUACUAUUGAAACGGAAAUAGUAAAGAUUAAUGACGAUUGUAUAAAACAAAAGAAAGUACUUGACGACUUUGUAAAAGAGUUAAUAAGUUCAAUUCACAGGCAAAGGGGAAGGUUAGCCGAUGAGAUUGAUGUAUUUUUUGACGAAAAGAAAUCAAAUUUAAAGCAAGCUCUUACAGAUACAAUUCAAUUAAAGGAUUUCAAGAGAAAUCUUUCAAAUCCAGUCCUUUAUCGAAAUGUACAGAAAAUGACUAAAGAAUUAAUAUAUACAACCGAAAAUCUUUUUAAUAAAACUGGUACUUUUACAGAAGAUUGUAGCUUUAAAGCUAAAACUAUUGGAACGCUUACUAGGCCUAUAUACGAGAAACCUAUAAAACAAUCUACAAUGGAACUAAAAUCAGAACCAAUAAAAGUAAUCUCUACAAAGGAAGGCUUUAUAACAUUACAAGAUAAUCGUCAAAUCUAUUAUCUUAAAACUGGUAAAGGUAUGAUAUGGAAGAAAGGAUCAAUAUUAGAUAUAGCAUCAACCUACGAUAAUCAUCUAUCUUAUAUAACUUAUAAUGAUUCAAAAUUCUAUUGUAAAAUCAUUAAUUUAGAUAAUUUCGUUGGUAUUAUAAAAUGCCUUUUACAAAGAAAAGUUCUCAAAUCUAAAGUUAUGUUUGGAGUAUUUAAACAUAACAUCAUACUCACAACGGAUGUUGGAAAGACUUACUAUUUUAAGAAACCAUCUUUAAAAGAAACAGUAUCGAAUGGUAGAAACGCUAAAGAUGAACAAUUAGCAGUUAUUGCCCACAAAGCCUAUAUGGAUGGUUUAUGCGUCGAGUACGAAAACUAUAUAGAAUACUUUUCUGAUCAUCAAAUCGAUUCAAUAAUUAUAAAUAUUGAAAAAUCUAAUAAAGAAAACUAUUCAAUGUACGAGAACGUAAUUAACAAGUUGAACGAUGGUCAUAGAAUCCUACCUGAUAAUGAGAAAAUUAUUAUAUUUAACAUUAAAUUUCAAGAAGCUAUAUCAAUUGAAAAUGAAAAGAUAUUCCCCGGGAAAAGGUUAUUGGAAUAUCAAUUAACAGAUGAUGAAAUAAUAUUCUGUCUAUCGGAUAAUGAAAAUCCUAAAAAGUUAUAUUUUCAACAUUAUCCCCGAUUGGAAAAUAGAAAUUAUUAA
Messenger RNA from Dimorphilus gyrociliatus, 1306 nucleotides. The record is from the annotation of a GenBank genome assembly. Lineage: Eukaryota; Metazoa; Annelida; Polychaeta; Dinophilidae.